AUCUUAUGAGUAUCAUGUGAACACGAUUGAAUAGUGGUCUGGGUUUUUUAUUUGCACAAAUGAGGAUGUGUUCAAGUGCAGCGUGAACUAUCAGGACGCCACUAUCGACAUCUUAAGUAUAACAGAAGUGAUCAGGAUUUGUUUUAGGACUAGUAGGACUUCCUGGAGAGCACUAUAGAGUGGAUUAUCCAGGUGAAAUAAAGUAAAUUGAAUGUACAUUUUUCUGUAGCUGAGAACCCUGUGUGUCUGUCGGCUCGUCUCUCUGGUCGAUUCUGUUGUCAGUUAUUAUGCAUAACCAUGGUGUCACUCUGCUCUCCAGGUGCCAAAACCAUCUGAUGCUGCAGCCUAAUCUGGUCGCCUGGGACUGAAUACACACACACACACACACACACACACACACACACACACACACACACACACACACAGACACACAGACGGCCAACAUGGCGUCCGACCCACCCAUCCUGACAGAGCAGCAGGAGCUGCAGAGGAGAGCCAAUCAGGUCACAGAUGAGUCCCUGGAGAGCACAAGGCGGAUGAUGCAGCUGGUCGAGGAGAGUAAAGAUGCUGGGAUCAGAGCUGUGGUCAUGCUGGAUGAACAAGGAGAGCAGUUGGAGCGUAUUGAGGAAGGCAUGGACUCCAUCAACAGGGACAUGAGAGAGGCUGAGAAGAACCUGACAGACAUGGCCCAGUGCUGUGGUCUGUGUAUCUGGCCAAUCAGGAAAUUGAAGGCCUUUGAGGAGAGCGGAGCGUACAAGGCAGUGUGGGGCGGAGGCUCCGGUCCGGAUGGCGUUGUGUCCAAUCAGCCGCCGUCGUCUCGAGUCGUCGAUGAGAGGGAGCAAAUGAUCAUGAGCGGAGGAUACAUACGGAGGGUGACUAACGAUGCCCGUGAAGACGAGAUGGAGGAGAACCUGGCCCACGUCGGCAGCAUCAUCGGAAACCUGAAGAGCAUGGCUCUGGACAUGGGCAACGAGAUAGACACACAGAACAUCCAGAUCGAACGCAUACAGGGAAAGGCUAUUCUCAACGUGUCCCGCAUCGACGCUGCCAACCAGAAAGCCAACAACCUCAUGAAACGAUAGAAGGAGCGCUCUUCCAUUUCACUCUUUGUUUUCUACUAAUUCUUUCUACUUGCAAUUUCUAUGUUUCUGCAUGCUGUGCCAAGUGUGCUGCUGUUUCUGUGCUUUACAUUUUCUCAUCAUUUUAUUGCUGUGAUAUUCCUAUAGGGACUAUAAGUCUAUGAUUCUCAGUAGUGAGGUGUUAAUUAUGUCUUAUGUUGUGUUCCUAUUUAUUCUCAUAUAUUCUGAUAGGGAGUUUUGCUGUGGUGCUGAUAUGACAUAACCCUUUUGAAAUGUGUCAUGGGGUUAUUAUAACUAUUUCACAACA
This is a messenger RNA of Centropristis striata (black sea bass), 1386 nucleotides long. RefSeq names its product SNARE_SNAP25N and SNARE_SNAP23C domain-containing protein. The transcript has 7 exons. Gene Ontology annotation, molecular function: voltage-gated potassium channel activity; syntaxin-1 binding; SNAP receptor activity. Gene Ontology annotation, cellular component: plasma membrane; SNARE complex. NCBI's taxonomy places the organism in Eukaryota, Metazoa, Chordata, Actinopteri, Perciformes, Serranidae. Gene Ontology annotation, biological process: synaptic vesicle priming; exocytosis; synaptic vesicle fusion to presynaptic active zone membrane. The coding region runs from base 444 to 1082 and encodes 212 amino acids. The record is from RefSeq and is a predicted model, not a curated record.